AUGUCUUUGUCAAAAAGAAGAAAAGUGGACACAGAGUGCAGAGUUUUCCAGGAAAAAUGGACUGAGAAUUAUUUAUUCACAGAGGUGAAUACAAAAGCAGUGUGCUUGGUAUGUAAUCAGCAAGUUGCAGUGCUCAAAGAAUAUAAUAUUCGGCGCCACUAUGAGACUCAUCAUAAUGAAAAAUAUCACCAUUUGAAAGGACAACUAAGAAAAGAGGAGAUAGACAAAUUGUUAGCUGGUCUGAAGAAACAGCAGUCUACUUUUACUUUCAGCCGCGAGGUCAGUGAAGCAGUAGUGAAAGCCAGCUACCUUAUUGCUCACGAGAUAGUGCAAGCAUCCAAGCCAUUUUCUGAUGGUGAGUUUGUGAAAACAUGCAUGCUGAAGGCUGCAGAAGUCGUGUUCCCUGAAAAGCGAUCUGCCUUUGCCAACAUUAGUCUGUCGAGGAACACUGUCGCAGAUAGGGUAACAGAGCUCUCAGGAGACUUGAGCAGCCAAAUGAAUGACAAAAUCAAGUCAUUUAUUGCUUUUUCGGUUGCAAUUGAUGAGAGCACUGAUGUAACAAAUAUUGCUCAACUGGCCAUAUUUAUUCGGGGUGUUGAUGAGACUUUGACAAUCACUGAGGAGUUCCUUGAGUUGGUGCCUAUGAAGGACACUACAACAGCGAAUGACGUAUUCAGCUCUCUCGUUGGAGCGCUGGACAAGGUCGGAGUGGACUGGUCCCGUGCCGUCAGCCUGGCUACAGAUGGCGCACCAUCAAUGGUUGGGAGAAAGGCAGGCGUUGCGACAAAAUGCCGAGAGAAAGUACAGACCGCAAAUGGGGGACAAGAUUUUUGGACAUUUCACUGUAUUUUGCAUCAAGAAGCAUUGUGUUGCAAAACACUAAAAAUGGAUCAUGUUAUGAGUGUGGUUGUAAAAACUGCAAAUUUCAUCAGAGCGCGAGGUCUGAAUCACCGUCAGUUUGACACUUUUCUCAGAGAUAAUGACAUUCAGGCUGGCCUACCAUACCACACUGAAGUACGGUGGUUAAGCCGAGGUGCCGUGCUCAAGCGUUUCUUUGAGCUACGAGAGGAAAUUGGACAGUUCAUGGAGAAAAAGGGUAGCCCAGUGAAGGAACUUAAAUGUCCGCAGUGGGUGCAGGAUCUUGCAUUUAUGGUGGAUAUUACACAGCACCUGAAUAAUCUUAACAAAAUGUUGCAGGGCCGCAAAAAAAUUGUGACUCAGUAUAACGACAGCAUACGCGCAUUCAAGUUAAAACUGUCACUCUGGGAGACGCAGCUAUCUAGCGGUGACACCGCCCAUUUCCCAUGUCUAACAGCUGUGCGUGCGACCGGACGUAAUGCUGAUAUGGAUCAAUACAAAGACAAGAUAACAGGAUUGCUGCAGGAGUUCGAGCUGAGGUUUCAGGUCUUCAGUGAACUAGAGAAGGAAUUUGCCGUUUUUCGCUCGCCAUUUACAGUCAAGCCUUCUGACAUGCCAGCUGACAUCCAACUCGAGAUAAUUGACUUGCAGUGUGAUACCAAUAUGAAGGAGAAAUUUGCAUCGUAUGGUUUUCAAGUAGUUAACAUUCUUGUUCCGGAUGAGUGGGGAAAGGGGUAUCCUGUUGGACACUUUAUUACAAGCAAUGUAAACGAUAGGGUGCUCUACUAUUUUUUCAAGGCCAUCAAGGAUAGAUGUCCAGACAUGGAAAUAAAUGUAAACAUGUCAGAUGCAGAUUACAGUUUAGCACGGGAUAGGGAUACCACGAUGUUCGCAGAGUCGUUCCUCAAUAGACUCAAGUCAUACUAUUUUAAAAAGAAGUUGAAUAAACGAGUUGAUGACCUCAUAUCAACAUUACUCAUGAUCGAAGUAGAAGACUAUGUGCAAAGAUUUGGUGACCUAAAGUUGCUAAAACCUCAACGCAUGUCUGACAUCACGAGGACACGACAUCAGAGAGGAAUCAACAUUUCAGAGUUGCGUUGA
Molecule: messenger RNA, 1959 nt
Organism: Priapulus caudatus
Lineage: Eukaryota; Metazoa; Priapulida; Priapulimorpha; Priapulimorphida; Priapulidae
Product: general transcription factor II-I repeat domain-containing protein 2-like
Exons: 3
Coding region: 1-1959 (652 amino acids)
Source: RefSeq, a predicted model, not a curated record